AAGGACUAGUUGAUCGAAAAGAACGUGAAAUAGCGCCCACGAUGGACAUGUGUAGCUCACCUUGAUCCAGGACAUUUCUCGCUCAGACCAUGCACCUUCGAAACCUUGCGUCACACAAACCAUGCUGGCGACUCCAUCAUCGGCCAGCAAUGGUACGUCCAAAGGCGAUGAAAGCACGACGUUUGGCAUCACAUGACGGAAGACGUUCCACCACGUUCACCGGCGGCAUCCAAACCCCCAAUCAAGUAUCGCCCCGACAUCGACAGCCUCCGAACGCUCGCUGUUGUUCCGGUCGUCCACUUCCACGCGUACCCACACUCGAUCCAAGGCGGCUUUAUUGGCGAAAACCCCAAAGGCACGUUCACGAACGCCGACUUUUACUCGCGGCGCAUCCGCCACAUCAUUCCUGCCUUGCUGCUCGUCCUCACGUAA
Messenger RNA from Aphanomyces invadans, 432 nucleotides. RefSeq lists its product as hypothetical. Lineage: Eukaryota; Oomycota; Saprolegniomycetes; Saprolegniales; Verrucalvaceae. The coding region runs from base 193 to 432 and encodes 79 amino acids. The record is from RefSeq and is a predicted model, not a curated record. The transcript has 2 exons.